CACUCUAAAUAGAAUGUAUUGUAAUCUUUGCUCAGUCCAACGUGGUCCCUUCACCCGGGCUCCGCUCUUGCCUUCUCCACACUUGUUUGAUAUAUGAGGAAUCCAAGAUGAAUUUGGAGCAGGAGAGGCCGUUUGUCUGCAGUGCCCCAGGCUGCUCCCAGCGCUUUCCAACAGAGGACCAUCUGAUGAUUCAUAGGCACAAGCAUGAAAUGACUUUGAAGUUUCCCUCGAUAAAAACAGACAAUAUGUUAUCAGAUCAAACUCCGACCCCAACAAGAUUCCUGAAGAACUGCGAGGAGGUGGGCCUCUUCAGUGAGCUGGACUGCUCCUUCCAGCAUGAGUUCAGGAAAGCUCAGGAAGAGGAGAGCAGCAAGCGGAAUAUCACAAUGCAUAAUACAGUUGGUGGCGCCAUGACCGGACCUGGAACUCAUCAGCUGGGCAGCACCCGGAUGCCCAACCACGACACCAGCGUUGUCAUUCAGCAAGCCAUGCCAUCACCUCAGUCCAGCUCUGUCAUCACACAGGCACCUUCCACCAACCGCCAAAUUGGGCCUGUUCCAGGCUCUCUAUCUUCUCUGCUUCAUCUCCACAAUAGACAGAGACAGCCCAUGCCUGCCUCCAUGCCUGGGACGCUGCCCAACCCUACGAUGCCAGGCUCUUCCGCUGUCUUAAUGCCAAUGGAGAGACAAAUGUCUGUGAACUCCAGCAUCAUGGGGAUGCAAGGCCCCAAUCUCAGCAAUCCCUGUGCUUCUCCUCAAGUCCAGCCAAUGCACUCUGAAGCCAAAAUGAGGUUGAAAGCUGCCUUGACUCACCAUCCUGCUGCCAUGUCAAAUGGAAAUAUGAACACCAUGGGACACAUGAUGGAGAUGAUGGGCUCCCGACAGGACCAGACGCCGCACCAUCACAUGCACUCACACCCGCAUCAGCACCAGACACUACCACCCCACCACCCCUACCCACACCAGCAUCAGCACCCCUCCCACCAUCCCCACCCACAGCCCCAUCACCAGCAGAACCACCCGCAUCAUCACUCCCAUUCUCAUCUUCAUGCGCACCCAGCACACCAUCAGACCUCGCCACACCCACCCCUGCACUCCGGCAACCAAGCACAGGUUUCACCAGCCACACAACAGAUGCAGCCCACCCAGACAAUACAGCCGCCCCAGCCCACAGGGGGGCGUCGGAGAAGGGUGGUGGAUGAGGAUCCUGAUGAGAGGCGGCGAAAAUUUCUGGAAAGAAACCGGGCAGCUGCUACCCGUUGCAGACAGAAGAGGAAGGUCUGGGUGAUGUCACUGGAAAAGAAAGCAGAAGAACUCACCCAGACAAACAUGCAGCUUCAGAAUGAAGUGUCUAUGUUGAAAAACGAGGUGGCCCAGCUGAAACAGUUGUUGUUAACACAUAAAGACUGUCCAAUAACAGCCAUGCAGAAAGAAUCACAAGGAUAUUUAAGUCCAGAAAGUAGCCCUCCUGCAAGUCCUGCCCCGGUGUGCUCACAGCAGCAAGUCAUCCAACAUAACACCAUCACUACGUCCUCAUCCGUCAGCGAGGUCGUGGGAAGCUCCACACUCAGUCAGCUUGCCACACACAGAACAGACCUGAAUCCCAUUCUUUAAAAUGCAUGGGUUAGACUCCUCCUCCAAGAAGAGCUAUAGCAUUUACCACGCAUCCUUUCUUGUAAGGGCAUUUUUAGAAUUAACUCAAACCUGGAAGACUCCUCAGCCCUUCAAAGACUGGCUUUCAUUUUUAUAGUUAUUAUGGAAAUGUUGUCUUUUAUACGUAGUUAUAUAAGAACAAAAAGGGAGUUAAUGCAAAUAAUAUCUAUCAGCUUGGAAUAUGCUUUGGUGCUUUCCUCCAAUUUUCUGGUACCAGUUACUUGUUUAUAAAUGGAAUCUUUUCUGUAUAUAGCCAUGGUUUCAUUCUCAUCUGUGUGACCAUUUCCUUGACACAACAGAUCUUAUUAAACCACCGCUUUUAGCCAAAACAAGGCAUAUACCGAGAUAUCAAGUGAGAUGGAAUCCAACUUAACUGGUAAGGAAAUCUGAUGACAUCAUAACUCAUGUUGAGUUUGUUCUAUGAUGUCACCAGAAUCCCAAACAAACAUAUAGCCUUUCUGAUAACUUCUUUUUAUCUUAUUAAAAAAUCAUGAUUCAUUGAUGUCCUAAUAAAACCACCAAGCAUCUCAGUUCCCCUGUCCCAGCUCUUGUUUCACUUGCUCAAAUGUCUAUAUUUCCAAGGUAAGUUAUACUUACCUUGGGCAUCUUGUUUCUUCCAUUUUAACUUCCUUCUGUUUUAUUUCUCUCCCCUUUAAUAUUGCAUGUGAAGAAGAAAAUAGUGUUUAAAGAAAGAGAAAAAAAAGCAAACCUUGAACAUGUGGACCUAUCCAUUGCUUUACUAGCCUGUAACCCACAGCUGGAGUUCAUUCAACACUUGCUUUUCACAAUAUAGUAACCAGGAGAUGUUUAGUGUGCCUGAUUUAAUGUUUUUAAUAAUCAGAGCAAAUAAAAAGGUGGUUUAGUUCUAGGUGAAGCACUGUUGAAUGCCAGCUGUGGAGACACUGGGGAAGGGAGCUUUGUAAGCCCCAAUUGUGAAAGUUCAAAUUAUGAUAUGGGGCUAUAACAUUGCACCCUUGAAUUACAACUGAUUUUAUAUAGCCUGUCUAUAAUGUCAGAAAUCCAUGUACUCCAUAAUAAUUCAGAAGGGCUCUAUUCACUACACAGAUUAUUUUGUUCAAUCAUCAGCUUUUAAUUGCCUAAGAUUUAUUAGUUUUUUCUUAAGCUUAUGGAACCAGCAAUGCUGUUCAGGUGGGUGAAUGCAGAUGAACUACUGGAGAAACAAAGCAAGCAAGCCAGCCCAGGGUUUCCAUGGGAUGGUCUUGUUCUGCCAGAUAAAGGCAGUGUCUUUGGCUACUGAUGGAAUCCCAUGGAUGUAGCAAAGGUUGCUCCACCCUUCUGCAUAAUUCUCAUUUAUGUUUUCAGCAACUUUAGUGGACUUGCUUAUCAUGAAAAGUAGCUAGGACCCAAACCACAGUUGUGCCUCCUUGAAAUAAGCCAUUCUACUGUGCUGGUGUUUUAAUACCAUGUCUCAUAAAUAAUAGGGACUAAUGUUUCUCGCUAGCAGUCUAGGCAGGUGCUGGUCUUUCAUCUCCAUAUUGAUAUGUGCAGGCUAGUGUGUGUGUGUGUGUGUGUGUGUGUGUGUGUGUGUGUGUGUGUUUUAAGAAACAGUAUUUUACAGAAGGUGUCAUUUUUAUAUAAAUUCAGGAAAGGAAGGAUGUGUUUUAUUUCUCACACUGUAGUUUAAAAUUCUAUUUUGAAGAAUAAAAGUAGGAGGGUUGUGACGCAUGAUUUUUAUAACUAGAUUCAGUUUUAUCUAAUAAAUUACUUUUAAAAUCAAUAUUUAGCAACCAUCUUUCCAUAUAUGCAUUGCUUUUGAGAGACAAUUUUGAGUGUUCAGUAAAAUGUAGGACUUGAAUAUAUGGUCUAAGAAUCAAAACAUGCUAAGAAAAAGUAAAUGAACUAGAUUUUCUAUUAUAUUUUAGACAAGCAUAUCAUUUUCAAGUAUUUUAAAUACUGAAUUCGUAUUUUUUUUAAAUCCAGCAGUAACAGAAUGGUUUAACCAGAGUAGCUUCCUUGGGAAUGUUUAAGACUUAACUUUAAAAGGAACUUGACAUUUAUAACUGGUUUGAAAUAAAAACUUAUUUUGAAAUUUUCUUUUUAGAACAUCUAUGUGUUCCUUAACUCCUCUCAAGAAAGGAGAAAAGAAUAAAUCAAUGAUUCUUUGAGUUUUCAAUUUUUAAUUUUUAUUUUGUAUUUUGAUUUAAGUAAACAAAACUUAUCUUUCUUUACUGCAUGCAUAGCACUUCAUGAAAUGGAUUUUUUUUUUCACUUAACGAUCAACUAGGAACAUCAGAAUGUCCAGGAAAUGGUCUAUCACUAAAUUGAUUUAGUUUACUGAAGUCCCAGCUCUCGAUUGAAAUUUGUAGCUGUUAAGCUGAAUGCUUUUGCAGUUAAGAACUUGCCUGGGGUUUUGUUGUGUGUUUUUUUUUAAUUCAGCAACUUGACAGUUUGACUGAUGUGUAUUAUUUAUAGCUUAAUUAUGUCUGUUUUUUAUGCUAAGUAGGCAAGCCAACCACACACAUUAGCAAACCUUCCUCAACAUAUAAUUAGAAUAAACUGCCUUCUUGUUACACUCAGGACCUUUAGGUAUACUCACAGAAUGGAAAAUACUCAAUGAAGAUGCUAGUUAGUUGUCAGUGCUUCUUGAAAUCCCAAUUGGAGAGAUUUACUGACCAAAUCCAACAGGGGAAUUUGAGUAGUAAGGAUUUCACUUAAAGGUCCAGCCUUCUUUCACCCAGAGAAUCUGCCUGCAAUGCCCUCUUCUAUGUUUUGUACAUUAAGAAGGACAUCAUUUUAACCUCAUUCUUCUCUUCCAGCCAGUUACAAUGUCAUCCGUAGCAUUGGCCUCCAGAGGGAGGUUUUUGAAGUACCAUGUCUUCUCACUUGUGUGUCUUGUUUUAUCACACGAUCUGCCUCUGAAAUCCCUGCCAACCUCCUGGGCACUUCUCCAGGGCCUCCCUGCCUGAUACCCUGGGAGCCAAUGACUUAGUAUACCUUAGAACAUUUCUGCCAGGUGAAUCCUCACUCAGACAGAGGCAUGCAUGUCCUAAUUGUUUCUCUUUGACACAUUUCUCAAUAUAUGAUGCUGAGGUAGGUAGUGUGGAAGUUUUAGCCACGGAUGAAUGUACUAAAUUCAAAGCCAGGUGUUUGGGCAGAUAUUUUUCCUUUAUACUCCAAUGCAUCCUUCUGCAACCCCCACAUCAGUAUGUGCAAAUCACCAUCUCACGACGGCCUAUAGAAGACCAACAGUGGUUGCUGUUAGAAUAUAUGUUAUAAAAGGUCCCUGGGAAGUUACCUUAACAUCAAAUAAAAUGUACCACAUAUUCUGAGAGAGAGGUAUCAAUUGUGAAUGUGCAGAUGGUUGUUUUAUUAAAGAAAAUUUUGGUGGGUUGAGUUUAUCUUUAAAUUCAUCAACCAGCUUUGGUAAAAGACCACCAGCCUUUGACUGGGUUUAUUUUUUUUAGUAUCAAUAACUGCUAUAAAAACCAUCUAAGAAAAUAUGUCUGUAUGUAUGUGUGUAUACAGUGGAAUUUAAGGACCAAAGCAAAAAAUUUGGACAGGAAUCUAUUAAUUUAGAAUUUUAUAAGAUAUUUAUUAAUAAAUGUUAUUUUUAAACAUUCCAUUUGAACAGUAUUCUUCUGUAGGAUCUACUUGUUUUUUAAAAGUAUUAGUCCAUAGUGAAUUCUUCUAGAUAUGUGUUCUUAUUUUUAUCAGGGUUUAAAAUGGCUGUGCUUCCUCAUUAGAUAGAAAUAUUUGCUUCAAUCUCAGAACAAUUUAUUGCUCUGUGAGGUAUUUGUUCAUGUUCAUUCUGAACAAGUCUACUUUUUAACUUUUGUUUUUCUCUCUUCUUUUCUUUCCUAUUUUCCCCUUCUUUUUUGUAUUCAGGGCAUUGUGCUCUGUUUGUCGUUGUUGUUGUUGUUGUUGUUGUUUGUUGUAUGCUGGCACUGUACCAUUUGAGCCACACAUCCACUUCCAGCUUUUUGCUGGUUAAUUGGAGAUAAGAGUCUCGCAGAUUUGUCUGUCUAGGCUGGCUUUG
This is a messenger RNA of Perognathus longimembris pacificus (Pacific pocket mouse), 5649 nucleotides long. RefSeq names its product cAMP responsive element binding protein 5 (gene Creb5). Gene Ontology annotation, biological process: regulation of transcription by RNA polymerase II. The coding region runs from base 108 to 1613 and encodes 501 amino acids. The record is from RefSeq and is a predicted model, not a curated record. The transcript has 11 exons. NCBI's taxonomy places the organism in Eukaryota, Metazoa, Chordata, Mammalia, Rodentia, Heteromyidae. Gene Ontology annotation, molecular function: DNA-binding transcription factor activity, RNA polymerase II-specific; cAMP response element binding.